Messenger RNA from Acaromyces ingoldii, 1932 nucleotides. RefSeq names its product FAD/NAD(P)-binding domain-containing protein. The transcript is spliced from 2 exons. Lineage: Eukaryota; Fungi; Basidiomycota; Exobasidiomycetes; Exobasidiales; Cryptobasidiaceae. The coding region runs from base 116 to 1870 and encodes 584 amino acids. The record is from RefSeq and is a predicted model, not a curated record. Gene Ontology annotation, molecular function: NADP binding; N,N-dimethylaniline monooxygenase activity; flavin adenine dinucleotide binding.
CCCUUCCUCCUGUCCGUGCAUUAAAGAAAACGGGAGCGACGAGCUCGCAUUGAAUUCCUGCGCUCUGAUUGUCGUCGUCGUCGUCUGACCUCCAACAUCGCAGAGCUCGCCAACAAUGAACGGCCACGCCGUGCCAGCUCCUCCGUUCGUGGCUGAUCCACAUCCGAAGCGAGUGCUCAUCAUUGGCGGCGGCCCGGCGGGCUUGGGCGUCCUGCGCGCGCUGCUCCACCAACACCCGGGCGAAGCUCCACCACCAUUUGAGGCAGUCUCGCUCGUCGAGCGCCGCGAAGACAUUGGCGGCGUCUGGAACAUCGACAGCAAGACUGUUGCCCUCGAGCGCUCCUAUCCCAACGGCCACGCUUCGGGGCAUUGGCCCGUCUAUGCCAACCCGCAGGAGGCCCAGCAGGGGAGACCACACUGGCCCUCGCCCUCGUACCCUCUCCUGCGAGGAAACGUGCUGCCGCGCUUCCUGUCGUAUUCGACAGCCGGUCGAUUCCCUGCGCCUUCGGAGAACGAGCCAUUCCCGUCGCUCGACGAGACACAGGCGUAUCUCGUGGAGGCUGCCAAGCCCGUCCGUGCUUACAUCCGAUGCAACAUCGAGUGCGUCGGCGUGUGGGAGCUGCCAGACGACAAGCCGGACCAGAACAGAUGGGCUGUACGUUUGCAUGACUGGAACGAUGGUGGUAAGGCGGUGACCGAGUACUGGGACGCGGUCAUCCCUGCCACGAGCUUCACCGAUGCGCCCGCCUAUCCUGCGAUCCCUGGUAUCAAGGAAGUGCAUGACAUUGGCAAGCUGCAGCACUGUAAAUGGUACCGUGGUGUCGAGGGGACAUAUACAGCCGACGAGCGUAUCCUCGUUGUAGGCAAUGGCAAUAGCGCAAACGAUGUCGCUGCCCACCUUGCCUCCCACCGCGUCGCCGGCAAGCACGAGCCAAUCUACCGGGCCGCGCGCCACGCCAAGCUCAUCAUCUUCUCCGCGCUCGAAGAUGAACGAAUCAAGGACGUGCCCACGGUCAAGGCUUUUCACGUUCGCGAAAGGGCCGGCAAGGCCGUCCUAGACGUCGAGCUGAUCGAUUCGUCUAUCAUUGAGAAUGUUGACAGAGUCGUCCUCGGCUCGGGCUAUCAGUACGGCAAGUACCAUUGGAUUCAUCUCCUGAGCCGUGGCGCAACGUCAGCAGACGAGGCCCACCUCCCAGGCCACCACGACGGCGCAGACUGGCAAGCACCAGCAGAGUCGGACCUGUGGAAACCCGUGUCGCUUGCCCCUCGCGCACUGGGCCAAGGACCCGAGCCGGAUGAUCCGGGCCGUCUUGUGGGUCUGUGGGAGCAAAUGGUUCAUGCCCGUGCUGCCACGCUGGCCUUUGCCAACCUGCCCAUCACCUAUACGCCCUUUAUCCUGGCCGACGUCCAAGGCCAUGCGCUCCGGAGCCUCUGGGACGCGUCGCCCGCGUCCCUUCCGCCCACGCUGGAAGCACGGCUGCAGUCCGAGCGCGAUCGGCUGGCAGAGAUUGAGGCGCGGAAAAAGGCGCUUCCGGAGCUCGAAGCCGCCGGCGAAAAGGCCUGGCGCGACAAGCUCGAAAAGAACCGCGCCGUCGACCGCGGCGAGCUGCCAGAGUCGGAGCGCAUCCCAGCCUUUGAGACAGUGGCGCCGGACCACGUCACCCUGCUCCACUUUCACAUCCUGGGCGACGAUGGCUUGCCGUACGCUAACCGGCUGCGAAAGGUUGCGCUCGCGGGCCACCCAGAGUGGGAGCAGCGGCUGCUGGACUGGAACACGAUCGAGGAGGAGCGAAAGGGAAUGUACGCCGUCAAGGUCGAGUCGCUCAAGCGUGCUCGAGAACGACGGAGGAUUGCCGGUGGUGUAGAGUAGCAGCGUCAUAGAGAUGGAUGUUUCGGGGAAGAGAAGAAACAGAGAAAUGCAACAGUAAUAAU